Molecule: messenger RNA, 1587 nt
Organism: Oenanthe melanoleuca
Lineage: Eukaryota; Metazoa; Chordata; Aves; Passeriformes; Muscicapidae
Gene: RAG2
Product: recombination activating 2
Biological process (GO): V(D)J recombination
Cellular component (GO): DNA recombinase complex; nucleus
Molecular function (GO): sequence-specific DNA binding; protein binding
Source: RefSeq, a predicted model, not a curated record
AUGUCGCUGCAGAUGGUAUCCGCCGUCAGUAACUCAUCCUUGCUUCAGCCGGGCUUCUCUCUCCUGAAUUUUGAUGAGCAUGUUUUCUUCUUUGGUCAGAAAGGAUGGCCAAAGAGAUCCUGCCCCACUGGUGUUUUCCUCCUCGAUAUAAAGCAGAACGAGCUCAAAAUGAAGCCUGCCUUCUUCUCCAAGGACUCGUGUUACCUUCCCCCUCUCCGCUACCCUGCCCUCUGCACGCUCAGAAGCGAUGCAGGGGCUGAUGAGUACCAGUACAUCAUCCACGGUGGUAAAACACCCAACAACGACCUUUCUGAUAAGAUUUACUUUAUGAGUCUGGUAAACAAAACUAGCAAGAGAAUGACAUUCCAAUGCAUUGAGAAAGACCUGGGUGGAGAUGUCCCUGAAGCUAGAUAUGGGCAUACAAUUAAUGUAGUUCAUAGCCGGGGAAAAAGCGUGGCUGUUCUGUUUGGAGGGAGGUCGUAUACUCCUCUUGCACAAAGAACCACUGAAAAAUGGAACAGUGUGGUUGACUGUUUGCCAUCUGUGUUUCUCAUUGAUUUUGAGUUUGGAUGCUGUACAUCAUACAUACUUCCAGAGCUUCAAGAUGGGCUUUCUUUCCACGUCUCAAUUGCCAGAGAUGAUACAAUCUACAUCUUGGGAGGACACUCACUUCAAAAUAACACCAGGUCCCCCAACUUAUACAAGCUAAAAAUUGAUCUGCCCCUGGGCAGCCCGGCUGUGACCUGCACCAUCCUGCCAGGGGGGAUAUCAGUCUCAAGUGCUAUAGUGACCCAGAUCAGUGACACUGAGUUUGUCCUUGUCGGUGGCUACCACUCAGACAGCCAGAAACGGCUGGUGUGUAACACCAUAGUUCUGGAAGACAGUAGGAUAGAGAUUGUUGAAAGUGUGAGCCCAGAGUGGACACCAGAUAUUAAACACUGCAGAACGUGGUUUGGCUGUGAUAUGGGUAAAGGGUCUGUUUUGCUGGGCAUUCCAGGGGCCAACAAACAAAUAAUCCCAGAUGCAAACUACUUCUACAUUUUGAGAUGCAAAGGGGCAGAAGAGGACAAGGAAGAAGAAUUGAUAACACAAAUUUGCAGUCAGACAUCAAGUGAAGACCCUGGAGACUCCACUCCAUUUGAAGACUCGGAGGAGUUUUGCUUUAGUGCUGAAGCCAAUAGCUUUGAUGCUGACGAUGCUGAUACUUACAAUGAAGAUGACGAAGAAGAUGAAUCAGAAACAGGCUACUGGAUCACCUGCUGUGCCAGUUGCAAUAUUGACAUUAACACCUGGGUCCCUUUCUAUUCGACGGAGCUCAACAAGCCUGCAAUGAUCCUGUGCCGGCGGGCUGGCCACUGGGUCCACGCGCAGUGUAUGGACCUCUCAGAGACCAUGCUUCUGCGUCUCUCCGAAGCAAAUGUCAAGUACUUCUGCAACAAGCACCUUGACCUUCACAAAGGGCUGCAAACUCCCCAAAAGGUGCUGUGCCUGAGAAGGCCACCCAUGAAACCAUUGCGCAGAAAGAGAGCCAUGAAGUUACCGACAUCAGCGAAGAAGUCCUUUCUUCGGAGGCUGGUGACUGUGUAG